UUAAGAGACAACACUACCUACCUUCUUCCACCUCAAAGACGAGUCGUAUUCUGAGAUUUCAAGGACCCCCCAAUAGUCCUCUUUCUUCUUCUGAUACUCUUUCGAAUCAGAACGGCUCAUACAGGUAUAGAAAUUGUUCUCUCUCUCUCUCUCAUAUAUACUUCUUGUAUUUAUUUGAAAUGCGGGGAAGCCUGCGAUUUUUCUCGGUGGUGGAGCCGAUUGGAAAAUCGCCGGCGAUUUGAUGGAAUUGUUGUUGUUGCUGAACACAUUGUUUGAUGGAGUUAAAGAUUCUGUGUGGUCGAUGUGUUGUUUCUCCGAAAGCCAGGUUGUUUCGAACCAAUCUUCGAUUCGCCGUUGUUGUUUUUGAGAUUGUAUCGAUAUUGGUAUGGCUGGAAGCUGUUUAUUCAAAACCUCAAGAACACCAAUUGAGGCAAGGCAAGGAAAAUGGUGGCGAGAACAUUAUAUCACAUUCCUGCAUUCACGAUGAGAUACUUGAACGAAGGAGGCGACCAGGUCGCAAGGUGUAUUAUGUUAGCCCACAGGUUUAUGGGGGUUUUGGUAUGUCAAAACCCAUUCAUCGGAAGGGAAGGGCAUUGCUUGGACUUUCCGAAAUUCCAGAGCAACAAAAUGGAGAUAAGCAACCUAUUAGAAUUUAUUUAAAUUAUGAUGCUGUUGGUCUCUCACCAGAUAGAGACUGUCAAAAUGUCGGGGAAAUAGUUAAGCUUGGUGAGCCCCUUCUGAAUCCUGGUCGCGGUGUUCCAUGUUGCAAUCCUCAUGUUGAUCCUCCAAUUUUGGGUGACUGCUGGUAUAACUGCACUUUGGAUGAUAUAUCUGGGUCUGACAAAAGACAUCGCCUUCGAAAGGCUCUAGGGCAGACAGCAGACUGGUUCAGAAGAGCAUUAGCUGUUGAUCCUGUGAAAGGGAACUUGCGGUUGAGUGGAUAUUCUGCAUGUGGACAAGAUGGGGGUGUACAACUUCCACGGGAAUACGUAGAAGAUGGAGUUGCUGAUGCAGACUUAGUUCUUCUGGUAACUGCAAGACCUACAACAGGAAACACCCUAGCAUGGGCUGUGGCGUGUGAGCGUGAUCAAUGGGGUCGUGCGAUAGCUGGACAUGUGAAUGUUGCUCCUCGCCAUUUGACCGCUGAAGCAGAAACCUUACUUUCAGCUACACUCGUACAUGAGGUUAUGCAUGUUCUUGGAUUUGAUCCCCAUGCUUUUGCUCAUUUUCGGGAUGAGAGGAAAAGAAGGCGUAACCAGGUUACCGAGCAAGUCAUAGAUGAAAAGCUUGGACGGAUGGUUACACGUGUUGUGCUUCCCCGUGUUGUUAUGCAUUCACGCUGUCAUUAUGGGGCAUUCUCUGAGAAUUUCACUGGUUUGGAGCUAGAAGAUGGAGGUGGGCGUGGUACAUCAGGAUCCCACUGGGAGAAAAGGCUUCUGAUGAAUGAGAUCAUGACAGGCUCAGUGGAUACACGAUCAGUGGUUUCAAAAAUGACAUUGGCCUUAUUAGAGGAUAGUGGAUGGUAUCAGGCUAAUUAUAGCAUGGCCGGCCAUCUUGACUGGGGCCGCAACCAAGGAGCUGAAUUUGUUACCUUCCCUUGCAAUCUUUGGAAGGGGGCAUACCAUUGCAACAUGACACAGUUAUCUGGGUGCACAUAUAACAGGGAGGCAGAGGGUUACUGUCCGAUCGUAAAUUAUAGCGGAGACCUUCCUCAGUGGGCUCGUUAUUUUCCACAGGCUAACAAAGGUGGGCAGUCAUCAUUAGCUGAUUAUUGCACUUAUUAUGUAGCUUAUUCUGAUGGAUCAUGUACGGACACAAAUAGUGCUCGGGCACCUGACAGAAUUUUGGGUGAGGUGAGAGGAAGUAGCUCGAGGUGUAUGGCCUCAUCAUUAGUACGAACUGGGUUUGUAAGGGGUUCUAUGAUCCAAGGAAAUGGUUGUUAUCAGCACAGGUGUAUAAAUAACUCACUAGAGGUUGCUGUGGAUGGUAUUUGGAAAGUAUGUCCUGAAGCUGGUGGAGCAGUUCACUUUCCUGGGUUCAGUGGUGAGCUGAUUUGCCCAGCUAAUCAUGAACUAUGCAGCAUGGACCCAAUCCCUGUAUCUGGGCAAUGUCCCAAUUUGUGUCACUACAAUGGAGACUGUGUUGAUGGAAGCUGCCACUGCUUUCUAGGGUUCCAUGGCCAUGAUUGUAGUAGACGCUACUGCCCUAGCAAUUGUAAUGGACAUGGCCAGUGCCUUCAAAAUGGUGUCUGCGAAUGUGAAAAUGGAUACACUGGCAUUGACUGCUCUACAGCUGUCUGUGAUGAACAAUGCAGCCUUCAUGGAGGGGUCUGUGAUAAUGGAGUAUGUGAGUUCCGUUGUUCGGACUAUGCUGGCUACACAUGCCAGAACAGCUCCAUGAUGGUCUCUAGUCUAUCCGUUUGCAAAAAUGUGCUAGAGAAUGAUGGACCUGGACAACAUUGUGCACCAAGCGAAUCAAGUAUAUUGCAGCAGCUAGAAGUUGUUGUUGUGAUGCCCAACUAUAACAGAUUGUUCCCAAUUGGCACUUCUUGGAGGAGGUUUCCUUUUUUUAAAAGCAGCUACUGUGAUGCAGCUGCUAAGCAGCUAGCCUGUUGGAUAUCAAUUCAAAAAUGUGACGAGGAUGGUGACAACAGGCUUCGUGUGUGCCAUUCAGCAUGCCAGUUGUAUAACUUAGCAUGUGGAGCAUCGCUUGACUGCUCAGACCAAACCCUGUUUAGCAAUGAGGAUGAGGGUGGAGGUGGUCAGUGCACGGGCUCUAAUGAGCUUCCAUUGCCAUGGUAUAACCGCUUGUGGAUCAGGUUUUUCAAGUAACAAUUCCUGAAGAGGAAUUCUGUAAAUUGUAGGCAGCUUCAAUUUUCUCCUCCGCCCUUUUCGGUUUGUAAUUUUUUUUUUUCUAAUUUUUUAUUUUUAAAUAGAUUUUCUACAUAGGAAAAUGGCACGUGCAUUAGAAGUAGGGUUUUCGUUUUCCCAUCCCAAAGGUCAUUUUAAAAAAGAUUGGGUGGGAACGGUUAUUGAGAUUGACUUUCACAAAUGAAAGUCAGAUGCAGAGAAAUUGUGUCUGGAAAAUGGGGGGAAAAAAAGAAAAAGAAGAGUGGUUUGUGGAGAUGAGCAGAACAAACGAGGUUAUGAUUGUUAAUGCUUUUGUUCAUUCUCGUCAUUAUUCAUAUGAUAUCUUCCACAACUGGUUUUCAUUGGGCCCUUGAAUUAUUAAUUUUAAGAUUUAAUGAAAUCAGGUUUGCUUA
Messenger RNA from Camellia sinensis, 3262 nucleotides. RefSeq lists its product as uncharacterized. Lineage: Eukaryota; Viridiplantae; Streptophyta; Magnoliopsida; Ericales; Theaceae. Gene Ontology annotation, cellular component: membrane; cytoplasm. Gene Ontology annotation, biological process: cell adhesion; proteolysis. The record is from RefSeq and is a predicted model, not a curated record. Gene Ontology annotation, molecular function: metalloendopeptidase activity.